Messenger RNA from Fomitopsis serialis, 192 nucleotides. RefSeq lists its product as uncharacterized. NCBI's taxonomy places the organism in Eukaryota, Fungi, Basidiomycota, Agaricomycetes, Polyporales, Fomitopsidaceae. The transcript is spliced from 3 exons. Gene Ontology annotation, cellular component: mitochondrial inner membrane. The record is from RefSeq and is a predicted model, not a curated record. The annotation marks the transcript as partial.
GGUCCGGGCUUUCACCCGCAUCUACCUGGCUUCAAGCACAGGUUCCUCGCGAUCACACUCGGCGCGAGCAUGUGGUUCUUCAUCUUCUACCGUGCCAGGAAGGACGGUGCGAAGCUGUUGGGCUUGAGUCACCCGUGGGAGGCACAUGGACAUGGGCACAAUGAAGCCGGUCACCACGAAGAGCACCACUGA